Molecule: messenger RNA, 802 nt
Organism: Phalaenopsis equestris
Lineage: Eukaryota; Viridiplantae; Streptophyta; Magnoliopsida; Asparagales; Orchidaceae
Product: protein IWS1 homolog 1-like
Biological process (GO): brassinosteroid mediated signaling pathway; regulation of DNA-templated transcription elongation
Source: RefSeq, a predicted model, not a curated record
UAAUGAAAGAGCAGGUGAGAGGAGAAAGAGAUUCUAAUUGCAGAGAAAAACAGAGCAAAGAUCGAUUCAUAUCAACAUUGGAGGUUCGAAUUCGAGUGUUCAUCUUGCCCGAGAUGGAAAACUGCUCCGCGAGAUUUGUUCAUCAGAGCAGACAUUUGAUUUUUUCUGUGAAUUUUAGCCUCCUAAAUCUGAAAUGGGCUACGAAAACGAUCCCAUUUCUAUACACCAGGAACAUAGAUGAAGGCGGAGAGGCGUUCAUGGAUUCAUAUGGCGCGCAUUCGGAUAGGCAGCCCUCGCAUUACACCGGAAAUCAAUUGGACAUUGAAAGCGGCCACGAAUGGCGUAUUGAACCGUCGCCCACACCGGCGCCUGUUGAGAACAAGCUCGGAAAGCAGAGGAAGAGGUUGGUCAACAAGAGCGCUGCAGAGAGCUUAUCCGAGCGUGGCGGGAACCCAUCCGGACAGGCGUUUGGUGGUGAUGAAUUGAACGAUUGGAAUGAGGAGGAACCGGAGAAUAAAAGAAGGUCGUCUUCAGGAGAGAAAGGGAAGGAGUUGUGCGUAAAGAUGAAGAGCAAAGUGUUAUCGAAGGAAAGCCAAGUUGGUGCAAAAGCAUCCUCUUCCAGAUCAAAGGGUUAUGGAGUUGGUUCAGCUGAUCAUGAAAUCGAUCCUGAGCUGCACAAAUUCUGGAACAAUGUCGCCGGUCAUGAUUUAGAGAAUAGAUCAAUAUUCAACAAGCGCACUAGAAAUGAAGACCUGCGGAGUUAUGAGGAUGAGAGAAUUCCUCAUAAGAGGACAGCCCCAAC